GGUCCGGUUCCCACGCCCCGCAUCAACCCCAUCCAAGCAGCAGCCCGGGCAACGGCAGCGACCGUCCUUGACUGUACACGCUCAUAAGAUGAUGGGACUGUUUUCGCUCCUGAGAAAGCUGAAGCGCUCCGACAAGGAGGUCCGCAUCCUCCUGCUUGGCCUCGACAAUGCCGGAAAGACGUCCGUGCUGAAGCGCCUCGCGUCCGAGGACAUCACCGAGAUCAAGCCCACCCAAGGUUUCAACAUCAAAUCCGUCUCGCAGGACGGCUUCAAGAUGAACGUGUGGGACAUUGGCGGCCAAAAGUCCAUCAGGCCAUACUGGCGCAACUACUUUGAGAGUACCGAUAUUCUGAUCUAUGUGAUUGAUAGUUCCGAUCGGCGUCGGCUUGAAGAAACUGGCCAGGAACUGAAUCUGCUGCUCGAGGAGGCCAAACUCGCCGGAGUACCGUUGCUGGUGUUUGCCAACAAGCAAGAUCUUGUUACGGCGCUGCCGGCGGAUGAGAUUGCGACGGCGCUGAAUCUCAACUCGAUCCGCGAUCGUCGCUGGCAGAUUCAGCCCUGCUCGGCCAAGACUGGAGAUGGUGUGUCCGACGGGAUGGAAUGGGCAAUCCAGCUGUGUCAAAAGUCCAAAUAGUACCGCCGAUUGUGUCGAUUUGUUUCUCCUCUCUGUUCUCUCUGCUCUCACUCUCAUCUCAGCGCACAUUGAGGUUUUUACCUCCUCGGUACGAUGCUGUUUACAAUCUCUGAUUAUCGAGUCCGAGCGCUUGACGCCGAUUAUGCUUCGGCUGCGUUGAUCUCGCCAUCGACCGUGCAGUCAAGCUCGAAUGUCGAAUUUUGUAGCUAGCACUUUGGCG
Molecule: messenger RNA, 854 nt
Organism: Polychytrium aggregatum
Lineage: Eukaryota; Fungi; Chytridiomycota; Chytridiomycetes; Polychytriales
Product: ADP-ribosylation factor-like protein 3-like protein
Exons: 6
Coding region: 89-634 (181 amino acids)
Biological process (GO): cilium assembly
Cellular component (GO): cytoplasm; microtubule cytoskeleton
Molecular function (GO): GTPase activity; GTP binding
Source: RefSeq, a predicted model, not a curated record